Molecule: messenger RNA, 163 nt
Organism: Scutellospora calospora
Lineage: Eukaryota; Fungi; Glomeromycota; Glomeromycetes; Diversisporales; Gigasporaceae
Source: the annotation of a GenBank genome assembly
ACAACAACUGAAAACAGAGUAAUAUGUUAUAGUUCUCAAACAAACACACAACUACCACAACCUUUAAAUGCAUUUUUCUCUUUUCCAUUGCACAUAUGGAAUGACAUUUCAAAAAAUAAUAAUAGAAAUCAUGAUAUACAUAUGUUUAUAUCUGCACAUCCUC